GCUUUCUCAUAAUGACAUGACAAGCAUGCGGUGGAGCACACGUCGGACGUCCACCGCAUCCAAUACAGACACGGCCCUCGAGCAAUUCUCCAUCAUUGCUAGUGGAGUAGUUGACAGCGAGCACGGACGGUUCAGGCUUGAUCCUGUCCGGUCCCUGGCGGUGGCGUCGUGCAUAACCGUGCCUCAGUCAAGUGCACAUCUGCCUCGGCGGAGGUACGAAAUGACCGCACAAGGAUGCCUGGCCAUGUAUGAAGUUAUUAUAUCUUCGGAGAUCGUGUCGGAUAGCGAGCCCUUGUCGUGCGGAUAUCGACUGUAUGUCUCGAUCAGUGCUUGGACCUGGCUGAUUGGUGGGACUUCACAAGGUGGGACUUCACAAUCAAUCAAAAUCUAUGUAAGUAGGCAUUUCUCGGAUAGAUACUCCCGGGCCGUCAUCCGACGUUCGCUAUAUGCACAGUGGUCAAAACGACAGCGGUGACGUCGGUAUGUCGCGAAGGACCUGAUAGCUUGUUGUGAGGGCUAGUUGCAGAUGACACCAUAUCCGGUAUGGUCGCUACAAUGUUGAACUUGGAGGUCGACGAGACGACGCGAGGCACGUGCUCGCAGCGAUAUUGGGGCGUAGCCUGUUGCACCGUCGACGUCUCGUCCCUCGACAAGGCACAGAAUCACCGGUUGCGUUCCUGCGCCGACGCCCAUCAUCCCCGUCUUAUUGUCUACAGCGGUGCCAGACCUCCAGUGCGGAAUGCUACUUCCAGAGUCCCCAAGGAGCGCCGCGCCACCGAGCAAGCGCCACAUCACGCGCCGGGUACCGUGGCGCACCGCUCGGAUUCUUACUUCUGAUUCCUUCAGUCGUGCAGUAACUGGCCAAUGAAGAUAGCGAUAACGGGUUCCACUGGGCGUAUUGGUCAAUGCGUCGCUCAGCUGGCGUUAGG
Molecule: messenger RNA, 929 nt
Organism: Punctularia strigosozonata HHB-11173 SS5
Lineage: Eukaryota; Fungi; Basidiomycota; Agaricomycetes; Corticiales; Punctulariaceae
Exons: 2
Coding region: 544-837 (97 amino acids)
Source: RefSeq, a predicted model, not a curated record